AGCAAUUUGACAGCGAAGGUUUUUUUUACAAGAUAUUUUUUGGUGAAGUGGAUUUUUUCUUUGGCGAGAAAAUGUGAUUUUUCCUUGUAAAUUCGCAUUGAAAAUGAGUGCAAAAAUUAAUGCAGAGAUCGAGGAAUGUGUCCGCAAUAACAUUUCGUGGACAAAUCUUCCGGUUCAUCUGAAACAGAUACUGAGAAAUACCCCAAAGGACUACGAUCGGUAUGUCUUCAACUACAGCCUGAAGAAUCAAUUGCGCUAUCGUGGGAAUUUAGUGAGGAAGGUUUUCCGGAAUGAGCAGCGCUACUAUGAGCUUCUGGUGGACAAGAGUGUGAGCUACUUGUGCUUAUUUCCCUAUCAUCUGGCCGAUAUUGUCACCAAGGGGCUACGUGUGACUCCAUUCAACUACUACCUUGACGUACUCAGCUUCCUCCUGAGGAAUGACAAGAGUUACGAUACUCUGCCCAAUUUUACCGCCGUUGAUUGUCUUCGAGUGCUGGGAAUUGGACGGAAUGAAUAUCUUGCGCUGAUUAGUGAGAUGAAGACAAACUCAUCGAAGCUAUUCCGUAAACCAAAUCCACAGCAUUUCCUGCCCAAAUUCCCCAUCCGGAUUAACAUUGAGCCAUCGUGGAAGGUGGAAGUUGGAUAUGUCCUUGAAUCUGAUAUCCGGUUUGUAAAUGACGCCGAGAGGAGUCUCAUUGAUGAUUUAAUUGACUUCGGGUCACGCACGGUGGGACAAGUGGAUUAUGUGGUGGCUCACAGCUUGUACAGGAAGGGUUUGGUGUAUUUGGAUGUGCCAAUAAGUGGGGAGGAUAAAAUCUGCAUUCCACCACUCAAAAAUUUUGUGAUGAAUCGCGUGUGUGGGGAUUACUUUGAGAAUCUCCUGUACAAGGUCUUUGUGAGUACAGAUGAGCACAUGACAAUCUCCGAAUUGGCUCAAAUGCUGCAAGUUAAUCUCGACACCGUGAAGCAUGCUGUCUCGCUGCUGUGUCGCUUGGGGUUUGCACGCAAGAAGACAGAGAUUGCUGUACCAAAUCUCCAUCCAAGUUGGGACAAUGUGGAGCGCGUUGAGGAUGAACGACCACAGAUAACACCCCUCAAUUAUCAUUCCCUCCUUAUGAAUGAGACAAAUGAUGGUCUUGUGGAUGCAAAGGGGAAUCUUACGUCUACGAAAGCUUCAGCAGAGGGAUGUGAUAGUAGCCCAACAAUGGGGGGUAAAGAAGAUAUUCUGGAUAUGGAGGAAAUUGUCAAUUUAUCAGCUGCUGAAUGCACCUCAUCAGAUGGGACGAGUGACUUCUCAAUCAUCAACAAUUCAUCCUCAUCGUCGACAGAGUGCAAAACUCCGGCAAUGAAGAAGAAAUCAGCAAAGGAGGAACGUUCUGUGGUGGAAGAUGUCCAGGAUAGUAGGAGUUUAAUCAAACCCCUGGAUCCGAAUGCAAAAGGAGGGAAGAGGAUAGGUUUUCUCUUUGAUUCCACACUUGCUGCAUUCCUAAUGAUGGGUAAUCUCUCGCCUGGGCUCAAGAAUCACGCGGUGACAAUGUUUGAGGUUGGGAAGCUCUGUGACGAGAGUAUGGAUACAUUCCUGGCUGAAUUGGAGAAGGUAUCUCUUCUCGAUGCUGAAGGUGAGGGCGAGGUGGGGCGCUAUUUUGCCCACGCCGUCAUUCUGCGGUCGACAAUCAUUGCCCUGCGGAAUAAUCUCGCAUGCGGAUUGGAUUUGCUGCGUCUGGAAUGCCUCGAAAGUUUAGACUACAAAACACGUGAUAGAUUGCUUGAGAAGAAGUAUAAAUUCAUCUGUUCAGCUGCCCCGCUAACAAGUAGCUUCACCCAUCUCCUGUCCAUUCCAUUCUUCGGACAAUUCCACAAGAGCUGCGACACAUCCCACCUCUGGCUCCGGAUGUUCUACUACCACAUAUCGGGUUUUGGGCCACCGAGUCUCCUCUUGACACGUGGCACCGUCCUCAAGAGCCUUCCGCGCAUUUUUCUGGGCUACGGCAAACUCCUCGUGACCAUUGUCCACACAGAUUCCUACGUCCUCAAUACGGAUAACUACCUGGCACUCAAUGAGCAACUGAAGAAUGGGAGUGUCCUCAUUCAGGGCUAUGGGAUACGCGAGCCAGCAGAAAUUCGCUAUGAAUCCUUCCCAUUUCACAAGAACGAUGCAAAUAGGCAAAUGUGGGCGAAGCAUCGGGCUGUGGAGAAGCUGUCGGAGCACCUCAAUCUGUCCAGUACAUGUGGGUACAUAACAUUCCUCAAUACGGGCGUCCCGGAUCUCGGUUGUGAGACAAAUUACGAUGCAAAUGUGCACCUGAAGCGUCCGGAGCGACGGAAAGGGCGACGAAAUUCCGGGAAUGCUGCUACACCAUCCAUGGAGGAUUCCACAAUUUCCACUGUUUCGCGGGAUGAUGAUCUGAUGACGCCCCAAACGCCGUGUGCUCCCAAUGAACUCCUAACACCACUCGAUGGAUCCGAGAUCACCAUUCACAAGUCCAAAAGCAAUGAUUUAGCAAAGCUAAAGUCACCCGUUGAGGAGCAUUUUGCUGUAACACCCAAAAGUUCAUCACCGUCGAAUGUAUUCCGCAGUGAGGACUGCAAUGAGCUGCUGGAGACGGAAUUGGCCGAAUUGGCACAGUGUGAGGGAAGGUACGCCGGUGGGAAGGAGUUGGUAUCGCAGAAUUCCAUUGAAAUCGCCAUUGUGGACGCCCCUCCGGAAGAGGCCGCCAAGGGGGAAUAUGCCGGCGAGGAGUGGACUCUCCUUGAUGUGAACUUUGGGGUUCCACUCUUUGAUGUGGAUUGCAACACGAGGAUUUGCGAGAGUCUCGUUAAGCAUCUUGUCUCAGAUGAAAAUCUUCAAAAGCUCCAAGAAUCCAACAGUGAGAUGAACAGAAGAUUCCUCCUAUUUGUAUCUCAGUGUCUGUACUUUGAGGAUGAAAAUAUUGGCAUUGUGAAGAUAGGACGUUUAAUUCCGCAGCCAAGGAUAAAUUUAGCCUUUGAGAAUGGCAAAGUUGGCUACUGGAAUGGCAAGUAAGAUGGUAAUACACAGAGUCACUCCGCAAAGAAGGAGAAAAAGUAAAAGAAAAGAAACGAAUGUGUGACGAUAAUGAAAAUUUAAUAUAUAUAUUUGAAGAAAUAUAGCAAUA
Lutzomyia longipalpis is the source of this 3134-nucleotide messenger RNA. RefSeq names its product protein FAM91A1. Bases 104 to 3022 code for a protein of 972 amino acids. Gene Ontology annotation, molecular function: protein binding. Lineage: Eukaryota; Metazoa; Arthropoda; Insecta; Diptera; Psychodidae. The record is from RefSeq and is a predicted model, not a curated record. The transcript has 7 exons.